Trametes versicolor FP-101664 SS1 is the source of this 1088-nucleotide messenger RNA. RefSeq lists its product as uncharacterized. The record is from RefSeq and is a predicted model, not a curated record. The transcript is spliced from 2 exons. Lineage: Eukaryota; Fungi; Basidiomycota; Agaricomycetes; Polyporales; Polyporaceae. The annotation marks the transcript as partial.
GGUUAAUGGAAUUUGGGCUCGGGCGGCACAGCACGCGGGGGCGCGCGUUGUGUGCAUGUGUGUGCAUCCCGCCGCCGCUGCUCGCGCCCCGCCUGACCGUGCCUUGGCAGGUAAGCGGCACGCCGGGCCAGGAGGUGCGCGGAGUGCGGUGUGCGUGCGUACGUAACUACGCGUACGCGAGGCUCCGCACUGUGCAGAGGCGGGCGGAACGGGCCUCGAGCGCCGGAGCGGGGGUAUGGAGGCUGCGCGCCGGAAGACGUACGGAGCUCAGUCUGCAAGGCUCUGUGGCGAAAGAAACGCGUCGCUCGCGUAGCCCGUGUGCAAACAUAGCGAGGGGCAGAGACUGAAUGGCGCGAAGGUGCCCCGUCGCGGCGCGCGCCCACGCUCGGGGACGGCGCUGUGAUCGGCGUGAAGGAGGGAGGGGCGGGAGUGGGAAAACGGGAUAGAAUGGAACAGAACGAUACACAAGCGGCGGCGGCGGAGGCGGGUAGCUGGGGGCGACGAACACUGUCCGCCAGGCCUGCGAACGGUCGCUGAGCGGGGGCCAACCUUAUUCCCCGCCGCUCCAGACGAUGCCGAGGGCUCCUGCGACGCCGUCGUCGACGGCCAGGGGUCUCGCGGGACUUCGACGGGCGAUGACGCACCUCCGCCGGGGCAAGGGAGAGGCAGGGCAGGCCCGGUUCCCGCGGAGGUAUCUGCAUGGGUCGCGGCGAGUCUGAACGCGAAGCGGGUUCCGUCGAAGAAUCGUGCCGGCCUCCGAAGAACCUGAGUAUGCGCGUGCUCCCAGGUUUCAUCGUGCAUCGGGUGAUGCACGCGAAUCGACGGUGAUGCGCUGCAGCACGAGACGAGCGGGUCGCCGCUAUGAUCGUCCACCCGCGAUCGAGACCGCGCCAUUGAAUGGGCCCAGCGUCGCGAUCCACAUCCAGGGCGAGAGAAGCACGCAUGGGGCGGGUAGGAACAAAGAACCGUUCGACGCUGACUGCGAAAUUAUCGCGGCGUCCGCUGCAGCCUUGGCCCGUUCGUUGCCCGCGCGAUCCUUGUAAAUGCUCGAGGACUUCACGACGGCGGGGACGUCGGGUGUGCGAUCG